Engraulis encrasicolus (European anchovy) is the source of this 872-nucleotide messenger RNA. RefSeq names its product selenoprotein H (gene selenoh). Gene Ontology annotation, cellular component: Golgi apparatus. NCBI's taxonomy places the organism in Eukaryota, Metazoa, Chordata, Actinopteri, Clupeiformes, Engraulidae. The transcript has 5 exons. The record is from RefSeq and is a predicted model, not a curated record.
UCAUCACAUGGCACAACAACCGAGGACAUAAAUUCAGAAAGUGGCCGAAUGGAAGCUUUCUAGAUUGAGUGCUGGUGUUACAGUGGUGUUGGUUCAAAAUUUACAAAGGCAAUACUGACAAUGGCCUCGCGACCAAAAUCAGCCCGUGCUUCGAAGCGCAAGGCCGACAGUGAAGAAACUGCGCCUAUUGCUGCUGUGGUCGACAAGAAAGGAAAAGAAGAACUGGAGGUGGUGGAGGAGGAGGGUUGCAGAGUCGUCAUUGAGCAUUGCAAAAGCUGACAAGUGUAUGGGCGAAAUGCCGCUGCAGUGAAGUCUGCAAUCCAGGAAGCACACCCAGACUUGUGUGUGGUACUGAACCCCCAGAAACCUCGACGAAACAGUUUUGAGGUCACCCUGGUAGACGCUGGCAAUGAGACCUGUCUGUGGUCGGGAAUUAAGAAGGGCCCUCCUCGUAAACUCAAGUUCCCUGACCCUGCAGAGGUGCUGUCUGCCUUGAGUAAGGAGAUGGACAGUAAAUAAUCACCAGUGAGAUACUGUCGGUAGGAUCUGAGCAACUGCAUGCAUAAUGAUUGGGACGGACCAAAGGAUCUUUUCAGUCUCUCCCCUGAUGGCCUUGCUGCAGUGUUUGGAACCUGUCAGUAUGAUCAUUUGGUGCCAUGGCUCCUUGCUGACUGUGUUAUAUGCUAUACAGUGCUGUGUUUUGUAAGAGAUUGUGUUAUUUGAUGCUGUGUAGUGCAACUUUAAACCAUUAUGUUCAAACCAUUAUGUAACUCUUAAACUAUUGUUUACCUCAUAAAUGUUGUCCGUGGAAGUGUUGGACUGUGUUUCAUGAAACUUACCUCUUUUAUAAAUAAAUACAUUCUUAAGUUUGA